GUCGAACUGUUUUGUAUCAUUGUUUGAAACACGACCGUUUCUUAAAAAAUGUUUUGUGAAGUUGUAUUUUUCCCUAUUCAAACCAAAAAGCAUGCUAAUGAGCUGAACUGCAGCUGCCCAGGUAUACCCCAGGAGGAUCCAUGAGCAGUGUGUUUGAGUGGCGGGCUGUGUUAGAGAUGUACUCGCCACAGAGGAAGGACUUUGUCUCUCUGACGCUGGGAGACCAACACAACCGCAGCUACACCAACGGCAAGCACCGGAGGCAGUCCUGCUGGAGGAAAUGGAAGCAGCUGUCUCGGCUUCAGCGCAGUCUGAUUCUUUUCCUGCUGGCCUUCCUCUUCAUCUGUGGGAUUCUUUCCUAUUCCAGUCUGUCGGAGCAGUGGAGAGGGCUCUCUGACAGAUCGUUGAAAGAGGACUGGGUUGAAAUGGAAAACAGAGGUCUCAGGCCCAUUCCUCCUGGCCUCGUCCCAAAGCUCCCACCAGGAGUUGUCCCUGAUGUCCUGGAUGUCCCACCAGAAGUGCUGCCAGAGCUUCAAAGACCAAGCAUUCCAAUACUUCCCAAACCUCCAGCUAUGCAGAGGAAGCCCCCUAGCAAGCGUGGUCCUCCAGCUCUACAGAAGCGAGGGAAUGUGUCAGAUUGGCAGGUGAAAGAUAGAGAAGAACCCGAACCCGAGAUCAAGAGAGAAGACGACGGAGGGAAAGAAGCAAAAACAGUCAUUAGCUGGCGCGGGGCAAUGAUCGAGGCGGAGCAGGGGACGGAGCUUCAGUCCACCGCCCAUGGGAAAGAAGGAACAGUGGCUGAUGCCGAGGGAGCUACCAACUUAGAACCAGUCACAGUGAAGCCCGUGGAUCAUGUAGAGGCGGUGCGGGAGGCUUUCAGGCACGCGUGGAAGGGCUACAAGGCUUUUGCGUGGGGUCAUGAUGAACUGAAGCCCAUAUCUAAGACUCAUGGAGAGUGGUUCGGUCUGGGCCUCACACUUAUAGAUGCACUAGACACCAUGUGGAUCCUUGGCCUGAAAGACGAGUUUGCAGAGGCGAGGAAGUGGGUCGAGACAGAAUUAUCUUUUUCCAAAAAUGUGGAUGUGAAUCUUUUUGAGAGUACCAUACGUAUUUUGGGGGGUCUCUUGAGCACAUACCACUUGUCCGGGGACACACUCUUUCUGGAAAAAGCUAAAGACAUUGGCUUCAGAUUAAUGCCUGCUUUCAAGACGCCAUCUAAAAUCCCCUACUCUGACGUGAACAUUGGUAAAGGAACCGCUCACCCUCCACGCUGGACCACAGACAGCACAGUCGCAGAGGUGACCAGCAUUCAGCUGGAGUUCAGAGAGCUCAGCCGACUCACACAGGACCCGCAGUACCAGAAUGCAGUGGAGGAGGUGACCAGACAGGUCCACAGAUUGGAGGGAAAGCGUGAUGGUCUGGUGCCUAUGUUCAUCAACACAAACAGUGGUAAAUUCACUCGGCGAGGGGCCUUUACGCUGGGGGCCCGUGCGGACAGCUACUACGAGUACCUGCUCAAACAGUGGCUACAGGGUGGAAAGAAAGAGACUGAGUUGCUGGAGGACUAUCUUCAGGCUGUAGAAGGUGUCAAAAAGAAUCUCUUGAGACAGACUUCUCCUAGUAAACUGACCUUCGUUGGGGAGCUGUCCAACGGCCGUCUCAAUCCCAAGAUGGAUCAUUUGGUGUGUUUUCUUCCUGGCACGCUGGCUCUCGGCGCUCACAACGGCCUGCCCGCUGAUCACAUGGACCUGGCUCUGCAGUUGAUGGAGACGUGCCAUCAGAUGUAUGCGCAGAUGGAGACGGGCCUGAGCCCAGAGAUCGCUCACUUUAACCUGCAGUACCAAAGCGGACGGGACAUCGAUGUGAAGCCUGCUGACAGACACAACUUGCUGAGACCAGAGACAGUAGAGAGUCUGUUCUACAUGUACAGAUUCACUAAUGACAGCAAAUACAGGGACUGGGGCUGGGACAUUCUGCAAAGUUUCAACAAGCACACCAGAGUCCCCAGCGGGGGCUACACCUCCAUAGGUAACGUCCGUGACCCGUUGAACCCCGCACCCAGAGAUAAGAUGGAGAGCUUCUUCCUGGGCGAGACGCUGAAGUAUCUCUUCCUCCUGUUCUCUGACGACACCGAGCUGCUCAGUCUGGAUAAGUACGUGUUCAACACCGAGGCCCAUCCACUGCCCAUAUGGCCCUCUGCCUCGUGAGGGUUUCAACAGGAAAUGAUGCAGGCUUCACAGGAAGUGACCCCUCAGAGCUGCUCUGCAGGAAUGUUCAGGUUAUGCAUUGA
Molecule: messenger RNA, 2290 nt
Organism: Rhinichthys klamathensis goyatoka
Lineage: Eukaryota; Metazoa; Chordata; Actinopteri; Cypriniformes; Leuciscidae
Gene: man1b1a
Product: mannosidase, alpha, class 1B, member 1a
Exons: 15
Coding region: 141-2207 (688 amino acids)
Biological process (GO): carbohydrate metabolic process; N-glycan processing
Cellular component (GO): endoplasmic reticulum; membrane
Molecular function (GO): mannosyl-oligosaccharide 1,2-alpha-mannosidase activity; calcium ion binding
Source: RefSeq, a predicted model, not a curated record